AUGGGAUAUUCUCGUAACACCGCGCUUGUUCUUGCGUUAUCCAUGGCAAUCCUACAUUUAUCUCAAUCGCAAGAAGAUUCAGGCAACAAACCAGACGACUACAUUAACGCCCAUAGUUGUAUCAGACGAGUAUUGGAAGUGCCUCCUUUGACAUGGGACGAUGAAUUGGCGAAAAACGCCCAAGCUUAUGCUGAUCAAAGGAAGGAUUGCAAAAUGAUACACUCGGAUAAGUGUGGUGAGAAUAUGGCGGCUGGACCAAGCCUCAAUGGUUCAUACGCGGUGCAAAUGUGGCUUGAUGAGAGACGCUACUAUGACUACGACGCAAACAAGUGCAAAGGCCAGAUGUGCGGGCAUUAUACACAAAUGGUCUGGAAAGACACCCAAAAAGUUGGAUGUGGUAGGACUAAGUGUGACGAUGGUUCUUGGAUCGUUGUUUGUAGAUAUGACCCACCCGGUAACAUUGCUGGAGAGAAGCCUUACUGAUUCUCAUUAGUUUACAAUGCAUGUUAAUUUAUUUGUUGUGCAGCGGAAUAAUCAAGCAUCGUUAGAGGCGUUGUCUAACGGGUUGGUUUCCUGUUAGUCAUGCUAUCGGGUGGAAGGCUAUAGUUGAUGUGCUAAUUCUUAGAUUGAUCGUAUGUGAGUAAUAAAUUGUGUCAUUUAGAUACGUCUUAGUUCAUUGUUUGUUUUUGCUUCUGUUUGAUACUAGUGGAACGGUAGAUAGUGCAUGUUUCUAUGA
This is a messenger RNA of Helianthus annuus (common sunflower), 736 nucleotides long. RefSeq names its product basic form of pathogenesis-related protein 1. The record is from RefSeq and is a predicted model, not a curated record. The coding region runs from base 1 to 483 and encodes 160 amino acids. The transcript has a single exon. Lineage: Eukaryota; Viridiplantae; Streptophyta; Magnoliopsida; Asterales; Asteraceae. Gene Ontology annotation, cellular component: extracellular region.